Nannochloropsis gaditana CCMP526 is the source of this 258-nucleotide messenger RNA. RefSeq names its product chloride channel protein 7. Gene Ontology annotation, cellular component: membrane; intracellular membrane-bounded organelle. Gene Ontology annotation, molecular function: voltage-gated chloride channel activity. Gene Ontology annotation, biological process: chloride transport; transmembrane transport. The transcript has a single exon. The annotation marks the transcript as partial. The record is from RefSeq and is a predicted model, not a curated record.
CGUGACGCUUUUGCAGCCAGCUGUAGGAGGUUCAGGGAUGGCAGAGGUAAAGAGUUACUUAAAUGGCGUGAAUCUUCCUCACGUAAUGCACUUCAACACUUUAUAUGGCAAGGCUGUUGGGGUAAUAUUUGCGCAAGCUUCAGGAUUGCCUUUGGGAUUCGAAGGUCCCAUUGUCUCUUGUUGCGCGAUUUUAGGUUCUUUGUUUUCGCAAGGCAAAAUUUGGGGCCUUGAGCGUCGACUUUCUUUUGAAGAUUUCCG